GGAAGCGCUCCCAGCCCGGCCCCGGAGGAACGCGGGCCAUGGAGCUGCCCCGGUGGCAGCUGCUGGCGGUCAGCGAGGAGCUGGACGAGGCCGAGCUGGCGGCGCUGAAGUUCCUGAGCCGGGAGCACGUCCCCAGGAGGAGGCUGGAAGCCGCCCGGAGCGCGCACGACUUGUUCGAAGCGCUGCAGGAGAGGGGCGCGCUGGAGGCGGGGAACUUGGCCUUCCUCAGGGAGCUGCUGUACCGCAUCGGCAGGAUCGACCUCCUGGCUGCCCACCUGGGCUCCAGCCGGGAGCAGGUGGAGCGGGAGCUGCAGGUCCCCAGCGCCGGCGGGGCGCGGGUGCCGCCCUACAGAUACUUGCUCUUUCAGCUCUCAGAAGACAUCACCAAAGAUGAGCUGAUGUCUUUCAAAUUACUUUUGGAUGGAACAUUGCCAAAAAGCAAGCUAACGCCUGAGACCACAAUGCUCGACAUUUUCAUUGAGAUGGAGAAGAAGGGGCUUCUGGGAAAAGACAACCUAAGCGAGCUGAAGAGUCUCUGUGAAAAAAUUAACAUCAGCCUGUGGGACAGAAUUGAAGAUGAAUUAAACCUACUUGGUCAAGAAGAGAUGCUCAUCACAGAGGAAGAAAGGGGCAGCACAGGAGGCCCUGAAGGGUGUCUGGCAUUAUCUGUGGCACAUGAAUUUCCUGGCAGUUAUAAUAUCUCUUCCCAGCUUGGGGCUUACAAAAUGAGCAGCCGACCCUGUGGAGUGUGCCUCAUCCUCAAUAAUCACAGUUUUGCCAAAGCGAGGGAAGCUGUGCCGGAACACAAAUACCUGAGGGACCGGAAUGGCACGGACGUGGAUGCAGCUGCUCUGAGAAAUGUCUUUAGCAAGCUUCAUUUUAGAAUAGAAGAAUACAAAGACCUCACUGCAGAUGAAAUCCGCAACACUGUGAACAUCUUCCGCUGUGAGGACCACGAGGACAAGGACUGUUUUGUUUGCUGUAUCCUGUCUCACGGGAAAAAGGGCAUUAUAUACGGUGUUGAUGGGCAGGAGGUAGCGAUCCGGGAGCUGACCACUUCUUUCACUGUGCAGAACUGCCCCUCACUUGCUGGAAAACCAAAAGUCUUUUUUAUCCAGGCCUGCCAAGGCAACGCUUUCCAUAAAGGCGUGACCAUUGAAGCAGAUUCUGCAGAGCAAGACGCGUCUGUGGAAAGAGAUGUGAGAUUUCAGCUCGACUGCAUCCCUGCAGAGGCCGAUUUCCUCCUGGGCAUGGCCACCCUGCAGGAUUACGUCUCCUACAGAAGUCCAAGGGAGGGGACCUGGUACAUCCAGGCGUUGUGCCAGCACUUGGAGUCCCGCUGUCCUCGAGGAGAAAGUGUUGUCAGCAUCCUGACAGCAGUGAAUCGAGAAGUGAGCAGAAAAACUGGUGAGCGGAAUGCAGAGAAGCAGAUGCCACAGCCAAUUUUCACAUUAAAGAAAAAGCUCAUCUUUCCUGUUAACUAAAUGGGAGACAACUACGUGCCAGAGGGAGCUGCAGCAUUCUGGAAUCAGCUGUGUCAGCUAAGAAUUUAGUAUAACAAGACUUUCAGUGUGUCUGCUCUUACUACAACAGCAGAUACUAUUACUGAAAAUACAGCUGAGGAGAAAAAGCCUUAAGGAAUUUCCAUUAGUAUAUGUGACACUUUAUCCUGGAGAGCAUUUCUGAGCUGUUCUCCAAUAGGCAGAUUUUAAAAGACAACUGUUAUGAAACCUUGUAUACUUUAUGCCUAACUAACUUUCGCAAAAUAAAGGAGAGAGUGCUGCAAAUUUUAUAGGAUAUAA
Molecule: messenger RNA, 1802 nt
Organism: Myiozetetes cayanensis
Lineage: Eukaryota; Metazoa; Chordata; Aves; Passeriformes; Tyrannidae
Product: caspase-8-like
Exons: 7
Coding region: 39-1484 (481 amino acids)
Biological process (GO): negative regulation of extrinsic apoptotic signaling pathway via death domain receptors; apoptotic process; proteolysis
Molecular function (GO): cysteine-type endopeptidase activity; protein binding
Source: RefSeq, a predicted model, not a curated record